Molecule: messenger RNA, 288 nt
Organism: Trypanosoma theileri
Lineage: Eukaryota; Euglenozoa; Kinetoplastea; Trypanosomatida; Trypanosomatidae
Exons: 1
Source: RefSeq, a predicted model, not a curated record
CCACCAGGCCGGCACAACCCAAAACACCGGAACAACCCAACACCUGCAAGGGUUAGCUUAUGUGCGAAAAUGCGCCCCAAUACCACCGUAACGAGGCCCAGUAGAGCACGGAGGCGGGAAACGCACGGCACUCGCAAAACUGAAAAUUCACCCCUGGAGGCGGGGCUGGGAAGGGCGCCCCGGGGACAAAAUAUGUUCUUUUGCGGGCAUUUCGGGUACGACCACACCUGGCCGAAUGCACCAUAUCCCGUCCGAUUUGUGAAGUUAAGCGGCCACAGGCCUUGUUAG